AUGCCCGACACUUUGGUAGGCGCCAGGCCAAAGGAUGAAGAAGAGUUGGAACUAGAAAAGCUUGUCUUUGGCGACAACGCCGGGUUCGAGGCCAACCUUCGAAAGAUCGAAAAUCUCUACGAUUCGUCUGAAGAUGAACAAGAGGCCGGAGAGAGUGAUGUCCAAGAAAGUGGUAGUGAAGAAGAACAGUUCGAUGAUGACGACAUGUUUUUUAUUGACGAUGGUGGUGACGAAGGAACAGUUUUCGAGGCGCAGGUCAAAGACGAAGAUGGGAUGGACGUGGAUGAUGAAGAGGAAGAAGAAGUGUGGCACGACUCAGACGACGAAAAGCACACGAUUUCCGUUAUCAGCGACAGGCUGAAAAAGCUUAGACAGCUGUAUGUCGAAACAGCGCUACUGGCGCCGGCGUACGUGGCGAGACUCAGGGCGCAGUUCGAAAGAAUAUAUCCCAGACCGAGCUGGGCCGAUGAGGCAACUCUUAAAGGCGAAGGCGAUAGCGAUGACGAAGCUUUGGACGAGGAUGACGACUCGACCGGAGAUGUGGGCAAGAACAUCAGGGGGUUGGCGCAGCUUCUAAGUUCCAAUGCUAAGUACGUGAAACUGAAGACAGCGCUUUUAACACCAACGAAGAUUCUGAUUCUGAGACUCAAAGAUGCAAACAUCGCUCGCAAGGCUCAGGGCCCCGUCAUGGCGAUGAGCUUUCACCCGCUGCAUCCACUUUUACUCACGGGUGGCAUGGACAAAACGCUUCGUAUAUUCAACAUCGACGGCCGAACCAAUAAACUCGUGUCGUCCACUUAUUUCAAAGAUGUGCCAAUCAGAAGCUGUCAAUUUUCUCCUGAUCCAACGUCUACUCUUGUGUACGCCUCAGGUAGAAGACGGUACAUGAGCAGAUGGGACACUACCACCGAGGCCGUGGAGAAAGUGCUGAGAAUGUACGGCCAAGAAGAAACUCAACGGUCAUUUGAGUAUUUCAAGAUGAGUCCUAGGGGAACAUUCGUGGCGUUGCUUGGUUCCAACGGUUACGUGAACCUCCUAAAUAGCAGAACAACCCAGCUUUUCAGAGCAUACAAAGUCGACGGCUAUGUUGCUGAUUUUGAGUUUACCAAGGACGAAAGAACGCUUAUUGUUGCCAACUUUGCCGGAGAUGUAUGGGAAUUUGCUCUCAACUCUCCUGAUGUCGACAUUGUUAACCGCUGGAGCGAUACCAGCGCCGUGGCGGUGACGAAAAUUGCCCUUGGAGGUCCUGCUGACCGCUGGUUGGCUAUUGGCACUAAAAGCGGUAUGGUGAACCUCUUUGACCGCACCACCUUCAACACGCUAUCUAGGGGUCAAAAUCCUAAGCCGUUCCGUAGUGUGGGCAACUUGGUAACGCAGGUGUUUGAGGCCAAGUUCUCUCCUGACGGCCAGAUCCUAUGUGUUGCGUCGAAGCAGAAAAAGGACGCCUUGAAACUUGUACAUAUGCCUCUGGGUACGGUAUUUGCCAACUGGCCCACGGGAAACACGCCGUUGGGCCGUGUGACUUGUGUUCAAUUCUCACCAAACAGCCAAAUGUUGGCCAUUGCCAAUGACGCUGGCAAAAUCACCCUUUGGAGAUUAAACCACUAUUAG
Messenger RNA from Candidozyma auris, 1611 nucleotides. RefSeq names its product Utp18p (gene UTP18). Bases 1 to 1611 code for a protein of 536 amino acids. Gene Ontology annotation, biological process: rRNA processing. Gene Ontology annotation, cellular component: small-subunit processome; Pwp2p-containing subcomplex of 90S preribosome. The record is from RefSeq and is a predicted model, not a curated record. The transcript has a single exon. NCBI's taxonomy places the organism in Eukaryota, Fungi, Ascomycota, Pichiomycetes, Serinales, Metschnikowiaceae. Gene Ontology annotation, molecular function: protein binding.